Messenger RNA from Choloepus didactylus (southern two-toed sloth), 1654 nucleotides. Its product is annotated as elongation factor 1-alpha 1-like. The coding region runs from base 60 to 1448 and encodes 462 amino acids. Gene Ontology annotation, molecular function: GTPase activity; GTP binding; translation elongation factor activity. NCBI's taxonomy places the organism in Eukaryota, Metazoa, Chordata, Mammalia, Pilosa, Megalonychidae. The transcript has a single exon. The record is from RefSeq and is a predicted model, not a curated record. Gene Ontology annotation, biological process: translational elongation; translation.
AAUGGGUUUGCCACCAGAACACAGGUGUCAUGAAAACCAUCACUGAUUCCUAAGCCAAAAUGGGAAAGGAAAAGACUCAUAUCAACAUUGUCAUUAUUGGACACGUAGAUUUGGGCAAAUCCACCACUACUGGCCACCUGAUCUACAAAUGUAGUGGAAUCAACAAAAGAACCAUCAAAAAAUUUGAGAAGGAGGCUGCUGAGAUGGGAAAGGGGCCUUUCAAGUAUGCCUGGGUCUUGGAUAAACUGAAAGCUGAACGUGAGCGUGGUGUCAGCACUGAUAUCUCCCUGUGGAAAUUUGAGACCAGCAUGUACUAUGUGACCAUCACUGAUGCCCCAGGGCACAGAGACUUUAUUAAAAACAUGAUCACAGGCACAUCUCAGGCUGACUGUGCUGUCCUGAGUGUUGCUGCUGAUGUUGGUGAAUUUGAAGCUGGUAUGUCCAAGAAUGGGCAGACCCGUGAGCAUGCCCUUCUGGCUUACACACUGGGUGUGAAACAACUAAUUGUUGUUGGUGUUAACAAAAUGGAUUCCACUGAGCCACCCUACAGCCAGAAGAGAUGUGAGGCAAUCGUUAAGGAAGUCAGCACCUACAUUAAGAAAAUUGGCUACAACCCUGACACAGUAGCAUUCGUGCCAAUUUCUGGUUGGAACGGUGACAACAUGCUGGAGCCAAGUGCCAACAUGCCUUGGUUCAAGGGAUGGAAAGUCACCCGUAAGGAUGGCAGUGCCAGUGGAACCACACUGCUUGAAGCUCUGGAUUGCAUCCUGCCACCCACUCGUCCAACUGACAAACCCUUGCGUCUGCCUCUUCAGGAUGUCUACAAAAUUGGUGGUGUUGGUACUGUCCCUGUGGGCCGAGUGGAGACUGGUGUUCUCAAACCGGGCAUGGUGGUCGCCUUUGCCCCAGUCAAAGUCACAACUGAAGUCAAGUCUGUUGAGGUGCACCACGAAGCUUUGAGUGAAGCUCUUCCUGGGGACACUGUGGGCUUCAAUGUCAAGAACGUGUCUGUAAAAGGUGUUUGUCGUGGCAAUGUGGCUGGUGACAGCAAAAAUGAUCCACCAAUGGAAGCAGCUGGCUCACUUGUGCAGGUGAUUAUCCUGAACCAUCCAGGCCAAAUCAUUGCUGGCUAUGCACCGGUGCUGGACUGUCACACAGCUCACAUUGCUUGCAAGUUUGCUGAGCUGAAGGAGAUUGAUCAUCGUUCUGGUAAGAAGCUGGAAGGUGGCCCCAAAUUUCUGAAAUCUGGUGAUGCUGCCAUUGUUGAUAUGGUUCCUGGCAAGCCCAUGUGUGUUGAGAGCUUCUCUGAUUCUCCUCCUCUGGGUCAUUUUGCUGUUCGGGAUAUGAGACAGACAGUUGCUGUGGGUGUCAUCAAGGCCGUGGACAAGAAGGCUGCUGGAGCUGGCAAGGUCACCAAGUCUGCCCAGAAAGCUCAGAAGGCUAAAUGAAUGUUACCUAUGACACCUGCCACCCCAGUCUUAAUCAGUGGUGGAAGAACGUCUCAGAACGGUUUGUCUCAAUUGGCCAUUUAAGUUUAAUAGUAAAAGACUGGUUAAUGAUAACAAUGCAUCAUAAAACUUUCAGAAGGAAAGGAAUGUUUUGUGGACCAUUUGUUUUUGUGUGGCAGUUUUAAGUUAUUAGUUUUUAAAAUCAG